Molecule: messenger RNA, 5221 nt
Organism: Symphalangus syndactylus (siamang)
Lineage: Eukaryota; Metazoa; Chordata; Mammalia; Primates; Hylobatidae
Gene: CSNK2A2
Product: casein kinase 2 alpha 2
Biological process (GO): peptidyl-serine phosphorylation; peptidyl-threonine phosphorylation; regulation of chromosome separation
Cellular component (GO): protein kinase CK2 complex; nucleus; cytosol
Molecular function (GO): ATP binding; protein serine/threonine kinase activity
Source: RefSeq, a predicted model, not a curated record
CGCGCCCCCAGCCCGCCCGCCCCCGCGGGCCCGUCCUGGCGCGGCCGCCCGCCGCCGCGCUCCUCCUCCUUCUCCUCCAGCGCCCGGCGGCCCGCUGCCUCCUCCGCCCGCCGCCCCGCGUCCCCCGCCGCGCCGCCGCCGCCACCCUCUGCGCCCCGCGCCGCCCCCCGGUCCCGCCCGCCAUGCCCGGCCCGGCCGCGGGCAGCAGGGCCCGGGUCUACGCCGAGGUGAACAGCCUGAGGAGCCGCGAGUACUGGGACUACGAGGCUCACGUCCCGAGCUGGGGUAAUCAAGAUGAUUACCAACUGGUUCGAAAACUUGGUCGGGGAAAAUAUAGUGAAGUAUUUGAGGCCAUUAAUAUCACCAACAAUGAGAGAGUGGUUGUAAAAAUCCUCAAGCAACUCUACCAGAUCCUGACAGACUUUGAUAUCCGGUUUUAUAUGUAUGAACUACUUAAAGCUCUGGAUUACUGCCACAGCAAGGGAAUCAUGCACAGGGAUGUGAAACCUCACAAUGUCAUGAUAGAUCACCAACAGAAAAAGCUGCGACUGAUAGAUUGGGGUCUGGCAGAAUUCUAUCAUCCUGCUCAGGAGUACAAUGUUCGUGUAGCCUCAAGGUACUUCAAGGGACCAGAGCUCCUUGUGGACUAUCAGAUGUAUGAUUAUAGCUUGGACAUGUGGAGUUUGGGCUGUAUGUUAGCAAGCAUGAUCUUUCGAAGGGAACCGUUCUUCCAUGGACAGGACAACUAUGACCAGCUUGUUCGCAUUGCCAAGGUUCUGGGUACAGAAGAACUGUAUGGGUAUCUGAAGAAGUAUCACAUAGACCUAGAUCCACACUUCAACGAUAUCCUGGGACAACAUUCACGGAAACGCUGGGAAAACUUUAUCCAUAGUGAAAACAGACACCUUGUCAGCCCUGAGGCCCUAGAUCUUCUGGACAAACUUCUGCGAUACGACCAUCAACAGAGACUGACUGCCAAAGAGGCCAUGGAGCACCCAUACUUCUACCCUGUGGUGAAGGAGCAGUCCCAGCCUUGUGCAGACAAUGCUGUGCUUUCCAGUGGUCUCACGGCAACACGAUGAAGACUGGAAAGCGACGGGUAAUGCGGCAUUGAUGCUUGCCAAUAAAACCAACCAACCAAACACAAACCUUGAAGGAAAACUACAGUGUGAUAAAAAGAAAUUCUUAUCAUUCCUUCUAAAUGCAAAGAAGAGUAAAGACCUAAAAGUCUGUCAAAAAACAAGAAAGAAACUCCCCAGUGCUAGUCUCCAGGGAGCUGUCACUGUGGCAGCAUGGGGACGCACCUAGUUCAGGAUCUGAAGGAGCUCUGCCUUUGGAAUGCAUGGGAGAUAGAGACUCGGAGUUGUUGUACAUUUACCUUUGUUUAACAGGGCACCACUGUUGAAUUAACCCAUUCAGUCAACAAGCUCUGAAUGUCUGACUUCCUAUCUAUUCCAUUGUGGUCUGGGUUUCCUUUGGUGAAAUUCAGGCUCAAGUCUUAGCGAAAUGUCAGCAGUCUAUACUGACACACCAGCCUCAUUUACAAAAAGGAGAUAUUAAAACAGUGACGGUAUUUUUUUUUAAGCUCUUUACAAAUCCAUGUUUUAUGUAUUUUUUAAUGACAUGAGCUCUCCAGGAAAUGUACCUCAUCCCCGCAGUUUUCCUCCAAGUGGAUUCAUUUGGGAGCAAACUGCAGUCACUUUCACAAGAGUCCUCUUUGAUGUCAGGAGGGAUCAGGAAACCUUGCAAUGCCAUGAACUGGUCCAUGGUUAUCAUCAAAAGUUCCAUGCUAAGUGCAUAACUUGGAGCUCACUGUAACCUUUGUUGAUUUGCCUAACCAUAAAAUCUUGUUGCUAUUUUUCUGUUGCUUUUUUUUUUUUUGGAAGCCUUGUAAGGAGAACUUCACCAUUUCCCAGCACAUCUCUAUGUGUGCACCUAUUUUAAUGCACCUCUCUGAAACAGAGACCUUUUUGUUCACAACCAUAACUAAAGCUGGAAAGUCAGUCUUCAGGCAAGGCGAGGGAGGAAAACAUCCCAUUAGAAUUUUUUCAGGAAAGACUUACCGAAAAAAAUCUCUCUCUCCCACCUCCUUUUAUCCCCAUGAGACACAGUUUCCCACUGUAAUCAGGGUAAUAUGCAUUUGUAAGUUCUGAUAUGUGAUACAUUUAUGUGAUGGCAAAGAUAAGUCUGUCUUGCAUGCAGGUACUAGAGUUGUGUGGGCAGGGUCAUCUGAAACUCAAGCAACUGAGAGGAGUAUACAAGGGGCUUGGGGAAGAAAAUGGUGCUCCCGGAGCAAGUGUUGGAUACAUUGUGCAAACCUUCAUGUUAGCAGAGAAAGCUAGAGUUUGUUUAAACAAAAAUAGGGCUGAUUUCAUUUUGGGGACUCAGCAGCAACAUGGUUUGUAGGCAGUCCCCUCACCCCAGCUGCAGGGCCAUGCCACAGCUCUGGGGACUUCACACACCUAGACUAGAACUAGAGGUGUCUACCACAUCACCCUUUAGGAUUUCUUUAUUAACUAUUUAAUAAUGCCAUACAUUUUUAUAAGGUUAGAUGUUUGUUUGAAACAUUUGUUUACAUUCCAUAUUCCAAUAAAAUCUUAUUGGUAUUGGUAGCAGGUCCUAUCUCUAAAUGUAGAUUCUAUUUUUGUCGUUUGGUCUGUGGGAACUUAAAAUACAAAUGAAACUCUUCUCUUAUUAUAGAGUUGAGUUUAUAGAGUAAAAAAUAAAUAAGAUCCCAAAGCCAAGAAAUGCAUUCAGUUAAGGUUCUCAUACCAAUGCUGCCUGCUUGCAUUGCACAUUCUGUAUACUAAUGUAAACAUUUGUUCUACCUGAAAAUCAAAAGCAAGAUGUGAGCUCUUGGCUAAACCUAUAUUGAUAUGUCAGGCAGCAAAACUCAGUGUUUGAGAUUAUCAAAAGCCUUCUAAUGUGCCUUUACAGGCAAUCCUGAAGCAUUGGUUAUCAUCAGGGAGAUGUGCCACUGCGUGUCUUUCCUGCUCCCCCUCUAAUCUCCUUUAUCACCCUACUCCUCAGCCCUCCCUUUUUUUUUUUUUUUUAAGUUGCCUGUCUGGACCAGGCAAGAGGAGCCUACUGGAGGGUCUUGGUGAAGUGGUAACUCCAUUCCUUUCCCUUGGGUCCCCCAAAGGUAAUAAAAGUACCUGGAGGAGAAGAGUCAGGUGAUUGACCUCUGCCUGUCUCUUUGACGAUGAUGUAGGUGCAGACACCGCCUGCCUGCCUUGUCCUGGGGUUUUGUAACUGCAGCUUUGACACAGGCAUUCUUCCUUUGAAGCACACAGCUUGCUUUUCCAACACCUAGACUUUUACCUCUCUUCAUGCCUUAGACUUAGAGCAUAACUGGGCUUGAAAUGCUCACCCCUUCCUGGGUCUGGUCUUGGCACCUAGGCCAUUCUUUUCCAAACUGAAGUGAGUCCAGUUUCAGACCAUCUCUUUUCUUGUCUCCAAAAACCAUUUUUGUUUCCAAACCUAGCUCCCCUGAAAUUUUAAGACUAUUUACCUAGAUUCGGAGAUGGUCUUGGAGAGUUCCAAAAGGGGUGUGUGUGUGUGUGUGUCUGUGUGUCUAAUAUUUAGACUAAACCAUGGUAAAUGUACGCACCCAGUAUUCUUUUCAGUUAGCAUAUUCUUUCUUAAACUCAUCUCAGUACUUUUCAUUUGUUUGCUUCAUUAUCUUAAACAGGUUAAAAGUGCCUAUGAUAAGGACUUAAUUAUUUCCUAAAGAAAAGCAAAAAAUGUGGGGAACAGGGUAGUGUUAUACUAUCAUCUCAGGUACUGCCUAUGUUCAAGAACAUAGACCUGGUAUGGUGAGAACAAAAGGUUCCUAUGCCAAAUCCAGAUGGCUAUAUCAUUUGUUGGCUACAAGUGAGCCUGACUGCAAGGUUUGCUUCUGCUGAGAAAUCCCAUGGUGAGAGUAGAACUCAUGAAGUGCUGAGUCAUAUUUGCACCUCUGGUGUGGUGGCAGUUCACUCUCCCCUGGAUGCUGUCAGCUGGCCUCGCUUUCGUCCUAUCCCUGUAGGCAGGGUAGGUGGCUGGGUAGGAGAAGCGAUUGAGUGUAUGAUGCAGACCAAGCUUUCCUGGGCCUUCUCACCAACUAGAGAAGCGCUGAUGUCAUUCACUGAGGCACUUAAACACCAGUCACUCAGCCAGGCCUCCUCCCAGACAUUCUGUAACAUGUCAGCACUCACAAGGUUUAAAGCAAAUGUGUUCCCUUGCAGAGAGGAAGGUGCUCUCAGACUGAUAGAUUAGAGGAGACAGACAAACUCGUAAUCCUUGGGGACUUGAAGAAAGUGGCUAGGGGAGGGGCUGUUAAAAGAAAAGGGACCAAUAAGAAAAACCAUGUAAAGGUAGCUCUUGAGGAGGAAAUGUACUUCUUGAGGGGAUAAAUUAGAGGGUACCAAGUUUAUGUUCUGGAGUGUACCCUGGGGAGGGCGCUGCCCGCUGGAUUGGUCCCGGUGGACUGAAAGGUGGUGCUCUCGAGUCAGGUGCUAAGUCCCGGAGAGAGCUGGGUGCCGCGGGGCUCAUGGUCUGUGCCUACUCAGGGAAAUGACUUAGGUUCUCCCAGGUGCUCUGUUGAUAAGGAUGGAAGCAGAACUACUUUGAGACACAAGCAACAAUUGGACGAGUUUUUUUAUAUGAACUGAAAUAGAUCUAAGAGAGCCCGGUUAACAGUUUCCUUUAAUGCCAGUUCAGAUUAAAUGGUUACUUUAGGAACCUGUGUUACUGUGUGAGCACCCACAGGAACAAGCAAACUUAUUUCCUACAAAUAAAUGAGGGGAUAAUAACUGAUCAGAGUCACAGUCGUUUCAAUAUAAACCCUUCCGAAAGCAAAAGCAGGGACCACAUGAGCACACAAGAAGCCAAAGUUUGUCAGUGAUCUUAAUAAAUUAAGACUGAGUAACAUCCUGCCUUUAGAAAAAAAUAACCCCGAGGUGGAGACCAGGGCAGGGGAGGUGGCGGAGAAGCAUCGGGCCAGAUCAACCGCUAAUAACAUGCUUCUGAGCUAUGUGGAUGUGUAAAUGAAAACACCCCCAACUAGGUAUUGUAGAGGCUGGAAAAAGAUGUGAUGGGAUUAUACAAGUGAUGCAUAUUUUUGUGUUGAGACUCAACAAUGUGCUACAAAUGUGAUACUUAACCCUGAACUGCAUGUAUUGGGGAUUGUUUUUUAAAAAGAAAAAAAACAACUUUGAAUCAAUAAAUUAACAGUUUUUCA